GCUCGUGUAAAAAUCUUGUUGCGAGUAAAUUCCACGGAUCUUUGUUGAGUAAAUAAAAAAUUGUUUUUAUUAAUUUUUAGUUGCUAGUUUCGAUUAAUUUUCUUAUCAGCUUCGAGCUGAAGAGCGCCGGACGAGCAUAGACUAGCGAUAAUUUUGAUCUGUGAUCUGAUCUGAUAAGAAAUCAUCACAUGUAACCGAUAGAAUGAAUUUGGAGGAAUACCGUAAACAUGGAAAGGAAAUGGUAGAUUACAUCGCCGAUUAUCUGGAAAAUAUCCGUUGUCGACGCGUUUAUCCAGCAGUUUCGCCGGGAUAUUUGAGAAAUGUCCUGCCAGCGUCGGCUCCAGUAGACGGCGAGUCUUGGGAGGACAUAUUCGCCGACGUUGAGAGAUGCAUUAUGCCAGGCGUGACGCAUUGGCAGAGUCCGCACAUGCAUGCCUACUUUCCGGCUCUGAAUUCACCUGCCAGUUUACUGGGCGACAUGCUGGCCGAUGCAAUAAACUGUCUGGGUUUUACGUGGGCUUCCAGCCCGGCGUGUACCGAGUUAGAAACAAUCGUCAUGAAUUGGUUAGGCAAGAUGAUUGGAUUGCCUGAAGAUUUCCUGCAUCGACCCGGCGGAUCUGGUGGCGGUGUCAUUCAAACGACGGCGUCAGAAGCGACGCUAGUGUGCUUACUUGCAGCCAGAACCAGAGCUAUCAGAGAUGUGCAGGAGAAUGAUCCCGAUCUUUUAGCGACGGAGAUCAACUCGCGACUAGUUGCAUAUUGCUCAGAUCAGGCACAUUCGAGUGUGGAAAAAGCUGGACUUAUUGGACUGGUUCAAAUGCGAUAUAUCGAAUCCGAUAGUGAGUUCAGCAUGAGAGGGAAUGCUUUACUUGAAGCAUUAACGCGUGAUCGAGCUGAGGGACUGCUUCCUUUUUUCGUAUGCGCAACUUUAGGUACAACUGGUGCAUGCUCUUUUGAUAAUCUGAAAGAAAUCGGACCAAUAUGUCAACAAAACGGUUUAUGGUUACAUGUCGAUGCUGCCUAUGCGGGCAGCGCUUUUGUGUGUCCUGAAUUUCGAGGUUGGCUUCAAGGUGUGGAACUCAUCGACUCCCUUGCCUUCAAUCCAAGCAAGUGGCUCAUGGUCCAUUUCGAUUGCACAGCCAUGUGGGUGAAAAACAGUCAGGCGCUGCAUAGAACUUUUAAUGUGGAUCCGCUGUAUUUGAAACAUGAAAAUUCAGGUCUUGCUAUUGAUUAUAUGCAUUGGCAGAUUCCUCUAUCCAAAAGAUUUAGAGCUCUGAAAUUGUGGUUUGUUAUCAGAAAUUACGGAAUUACAGGCUUGCAGAAACAUAUACGAGAGGGUGUGAGGUUAGCACAAAAAUUUGAAGCUCUAGUCUUCGCCGAUGCUCGUUUCGAGAUUCCUGCUCCAAGACAUCUUGGCUUGGUGGUCUUCCGUCUUCGUGGCGAAAAUACUUUGACUGAACGUUUAUUAAAGAAGCUUAAUUCGCGAGGUCGAUUACAUUGUGUACCAGCCGCCUUGCAUGGAAAAUAUGUUAUCAGGUUUACAGUUACUUCGACAAACACAACAAAUCAAGACAUUGUAAGAGAUUGGGCAGAAAUACGAAAUACCGCGAAUGAGAUUUUGGGUGCUACUUCCGAAUCACCUGUACGAGCCAAAGUUCCUCUCGCAGAUACGAGACAGAAGAAUGAAAAUUUCGGAUCGAGCUUAUUAUUGGCUAAUUCGCCAAUGUCACCGAAAAUCGUGAACGGUAGUUUUGCCGCCAUAUAUGAUACGGCCGAUGUAUUUGAAGAAUGUAUGAAAACUUUUGGAAAGAUUAAUCUCGAAGCGAGGGAUAGUCCAGCCAUGCGUCGUCGUAUUCGCGGGAUACUAAUGUCAGGCAAACAGUUUUCAUUGGAUUCUCGCAUGGAUCUCGUCCAAGGAUUCGUUUGCAGCCGUCCACUUUUGGCUUCUCCUUCCGAAUUACCAUUAAUGAAAGAAGAUGAAAAUACUGGGACAUGCGAAUCAAUGUCCGAUGUAGAUAAAAUGAUCAAAUCUGAUAAUGAUAAAUUACUUGUUCAUAACAACUGGGCGGAAUCUGACAGUUCCAAAGCAUGCGAGAGGAAUCUGUCAAAGGCCGGUUCGAAUUAUGCAGUGGUAAACGGUGCACUAGUCAAUAUCGAUGCCGAAGACGAUGACAAUAACACGGUAACCAUUGCUUCGGCCAACGUAGGUUUUCCCAGAAGUGAGACCAUAGCUGCUAUCAGUCGACCCUAUACAGGUGAUCUAGAGCCCAUUCGAGUUUUGAGGGAGAAGUGGAUAAAAGGGAAGGGAAAUGAAGAAGAUGACGGCAAUAAGGAGUUCUGUAAAAAAUGCGGUCAUUAUUCUACACGUCAGUAAUUAGUCCGGCAUUACGUAUAUAUUCUUCAUACGUUAAAAAACCUACUCAUUUGCACUCGAAGCCACUUUUUUGCGUUUAUAAUCUAAUAAUUUAAAAUUAUUUUUAAUAUAUAUAUGAUUAGCCUGAUAUCAAGUGGAAUUAGUAACAAAUUACAUUGACUUGCUAAGUCAAAAUUUUAGAAGUAAUAGAAUAACUUGUGAUUAAUUAGAAGAUUAACUUCGAAAUUAUUAAAAGAUCAUAAAAAGUAUCUAUUUUAAAAAUAUUUACACAGUGUUUUACAAUUUUUUGAAAGGUAGAAUAUUUCUGAAUGAGAAAGAAAAGUAAAAAAUUUUAAAUAAAUACAUGUAUACACAUUAAUAAAUUUCAUUAAGAUUAUUAAUUAAUUAAUUAAUUAAAAUAUAUAAUUAAAAAUUUUAUUGUUUAUUAAAAUAACUAAAUUUAUAAAACGUUGUAGUGUUGAUUUUACAUGAAGGUAGUAAAAAAAUGACAUAUAAAAAAAUGUUUUUUUUAAAUAUUGUUUUGAUUUUUGUCACUCGUUAGAAAAAUUGUAGUGAUUAAGACGGUGUAGAGUGCAAUAUUUGUAAGAAACGUAUGAAAUCAAAUAAAUGCAUAACAUGACAAAAUA
This is a messenger RNA of Cataglyphis hispanica, 3000 nucleotides long. RefSeq names its product histidine decarboxylase (gene Hdc). The record is from RefSeq and is a predicted model, not a curated record. Bases 203 to 2374 code for a protein of 723 amino acids. The transcript has 16 exons. Gene Ontology annotation, molecular function: histidine decarboxylase activity; pyridoxal phosphate binding. NCBI's taxonomy places the organism in Eukaryota, Metazoa, Arthropoda, Insecta, Hymenoptera, Formicidae. Gene Ontology annotation, biological process: L-histidine catabolic process; histamine biosynthetic process.